CGGACACUCGUACGGCGACCGCGAACGUGAUAACUCCUUUCCUGUUCCUGUUUCUUCCCAAAGGAACACGAAGAAUAACUCUUUUUGAACUUUCGACGAAAGUGUUCAUUUUCUUGAACAAAACUUCGAUAUCACGUGGGAACAUUCCGACACAUCGAUUAUUUUUUUCAAGAGGAUUUGGAGCAUCAGAAACGAAGCUGAUGAUCGGUGUUAUCAACUAAAAUUGACAGUACGUUCUAACUUUUUCUAAUUUCAAAGGAUCAGUUUAACUCUAGAGGCAUCAAUUUCAAAUGUGCCGCGCGCGGGAAAAUUUUGGAUAACUCAAUUAUCUUAAACGUCAUUAAAAUUGUCGGUUUGCAAUCGAUUUUUUUUUAUCCAUCUAUGUAUGUUCGAGGCAUGCAAAGUUAAUAGGUCAAAUACUAUCGCGCGCAUUCACAAUAACUCGUCUUGCACUCGUCUGUCACAUUUGAUAGAUUUUCUCUUGACAAAAGGAGGCGCGCUUUUCUUUCGCUCUCUUUUUCUCUUUCUUUCUCUCGCCCUCUCUCGGCCUCUCUCUCAGUCUCUCUUUCUCUGGCCCUACAAUAAAAAGUACUUUCAGAAGGAAGAGGGGAAACUGGCACGGCAGCUUUUCAACUAACUUCCAUUCAAAUUUUGACAUACUCGUUUAGACGAUAAGUUGAAAGAAGUCAUUAAGAAAAGUAAUAAGUCGAGAAGAAAAUAAUUUUUUGAAAGGGCUUUCGCGAAACAAUCGCGAAUAAGGUCGAUUCUUUCGCUCGAAAGAUUUCAACGACCUUCCUUCGUAUCGUUCCUUUUUCUUCUCACAUUGCAUCGCUUGACACGCACGCACGCUCUCACAUUUCUAAGAAAUAAUACAGGUUUUAAUUAAGUUCGAUAAGAGGAUAUUCUUCGCGUAACCUUACGGAAGUCGACUUUCUCCCACGCGCUAAUUAACUUCGUUAAACCUCUUCUCUGCACAUGACCUCUUCUUUUCCGUAUAAGUGUAAUUCAAUAUUCAAAGGAAUAAGUUGGAAGAGAGAAAGAGAAGGAGAGCUCGAGCAUCUUAUAAAUUUCCUUAGAAGAAGGAACGAAACCGUAAUUGGUAUUUAUCAACGAGAGAAUACAUUUUCUCAAUUCUUUUCACUGUCGAAUCCAACGAAAGGAAAUAAAGUAAUAAGAGCGAAGGCCGAGCACGAAAUCGCAGCCAAGCUAAUUUUGUCUACCGAUUGAAUUUACUCUGUUAGAUACACACAACAGACACGUUGUUCCAAUAAGCUUAGAAAUCGAUAGACGUUCGGUCGAAAACAAAAGCAUUCUAACGGAUUUAACAAUAAGUCUUACGUUCCAAAUUGGCGCCAUUUAUUCGGACGAUUUUAGAUCGAAAACAAGUACGUAAUUACUUACUUACUUACGUACAAUGUUUCAUCGUUUAUUCGAUAUUCGCGAAUACGUCUCUGGAUUCGAUGUUGACGCUCGUUAGCACAAGAGCGUCCCUAAUUAACAUACCGAUCGGUACCUUCAACGACUAUAGAGAGAGAAGGAGGGGAAGGGAUUAAAUCCACAAACAAGGGAAACAUAUAUCAAUGACAAGCGGAAGAUCAUCGAUACAUAGGUCGACCCGAUGUACUUCGAAAUCCAUUGGCCGAGAUCCAAUGAAGAAUUCAGUGUGGGAAAAUGUGGAAGUAUGAAACUUCCGAGUGGAUUUCCAGUUUAUACGGGCCACCACCACUCGUGUCACGUUUCGAGAGUCAUUAAGGAAAAAAAAUGGGGGCCAACCAAUCGAACAGAAGCGUACCUACUCCAGGAGAAGAAGGUUUGCAUAGUGCAAAAGAGAGACCGUACAGGCAACAUGUAUGCGAUGAAAUACGUCCACAAAGGAGAAUGUGCUGAGAGAGGAGCAUUAAAAAAUGUCGCGAGAGAGGUCGAAAUUCUUUCCAAAUUGGAACAUCCGUGUCUGGUGAAUCUGUGGUUCAGUUUCCAAGACGAAGAGGACCUGUUUAUGGUAUCGGAUUUGUUGUUGGGUGGCGACUUGCGGUAUCACAUACAACAGAAAAUCGAAUUCUCCGAGGAAAGCAUAGUUCUUUUCGUCGCAGAGAUCGCUCUCGCUCUCGACUAUCUACAAAGUCAUAAGAUUGUUCACAGAGACAUCAAACCUGACAAUAUCCUGUUGGACGAGGAGGGGCAUGCACGCGUGACGGACUUCAAUAUUGCCACUGAAUUGGAGGAUGGACAGUUGGCAACUUCGAUGUCAGGCACGAAGCCGUACAUAGCGCCAGAGAUUUACAUGUGCUCGUGCGAGGAAUACGGUGUCCUUGGCUAUGGAUUUGCCGUCGAUUGGUGGAGUUUGGGAAUUCUCGCUUGGGAGACUUUGGCCGGUGAACGUCCUUAUUCUCUUCACUCAACGACUUCUUACAGAGAAGCUCUGAGGAUUUUGCAGGAAGAAAGGGGAAAGCCAUCUCACUGGAGUUCUGCAAUAUGCGACCUCUUAGACAGAUUGUUAACUUUAGCACCAGGUGCUAGGGUCUCGACUUUAAAGGAACUCAAGCAGAUUGCAGUGAUAAGAAGUUUGGACUUUGAUAAAAUAUUGAACAAACAGAUAAAACCGCCCUUUGCGCCACCAAAGGAUCAUCUCAAUUGCGAUCCCACGUUCGAACUCGAGGAGAUGAUUAUCGAGGCGAAGCCAUUGCAUAAGAAAAAAAAACGUUUGACCAAACAAAGAUCCAUCAGAGCCGAGUCGACGGCAGACGAUGCUGUGAAAUUUGCGGAAGGUGACGGUAUGGAUCUAAGAAGAUUGGCCUUUAUCCCAGAAUAUCGCGUGUACAAUCGUGAAAGAGAAAUGGAGAGAUUGGAGAGGGAACGAAAGGAGAAACAAUGGGAGGAGGAACUGAACACUGCCAUGAUGGGUGCCGAUGAGACGGCAAAAAAAGAAGAACAGCAACAGCAAGAGCAACAGCAACGACAACAGCAACAACAACAGAAAGCACAGAAAAGUGGGAACAGAUUGAACGUCUCAAACGUGAAAGCUCGAAUCAGUGCUUCUCCUAGACUUAAUCGAAGGGCGAGCACUGCGACGUCCUCCGACAUCGAUUACAUCGAUGCCAGCCCUGAACCAUCUACAUCUUAAUUAAUUCAAUCAUUUUUUACAGGAAUCUUAUAAAACAACAGUGUCUAUAAGAUAUAAAUCGUGAUUGAUCGGUCGAUCACAUAACAAUUACCAUUAUCGACCAAUAUAAUAUUCCAUAGCUUUGCGUAAAGAUGAUCGUGCAAAAAACGCUGUAAUAUUAAUUUAAAGUAGAUACUGAUUAGGUUUGCAUUUUGAAUAGUAGAUCUUUUAGAGAAAAUAAAUAAUAAGGAUCAUUAGUAGAAAUACGGCGAAAGAUUAUGAAAGAUGUUUAUAGAAUCGAUCCGCGCGUUAUAUACGCCAAGUGGAAAAGAUUUCUUUGAGAAUUUAUUUAACGAAACGAUUGAAUCUCGUGCAAAUACACUUUGCCGAUUCAUCGUUUCCUUUCCAAAAAGUUCCUUAUUACUUAUAGUUUAACGUUACUCCGUCGCGUUGUUAGAAAAUUUCUCGAGUACAUUGUUAGAAAUAACAAACAAAAUCAUUUUCACUAAAGGAUAUCACGUUUGUAAAAGGUAAAUGCGAUCCGUGAUAUGAGAGAUAUGGCAGACAGGAUUCGUAAAGCUUUCGGAACGGAAGAAAAAUCUCCGCUCUCUUCUAUAAUUGGAAUUGAUGGAUCGAAUGCAGACCACGUUUUGUCCGAGAAUCGUCAAGUAAUCGAUAAGAAUGGCGCCUAGUCGACUAAACGAAACAACACAUUGAAUCUUUUCUCGAUUUUCUUCUCCCACUUGCGUUCACAAAACGCUCCGUUUUAUAAACGUACAAAUUAUAAAAAUCCUUUUACAAUAAUCAACGUACUUUUUGAAUGAUAAUACUUUUUAUUCUUUUCAAAUUUUUUAAACAUACUUGUUAUUUUUCUUUCUCUCCGAGUAUUUAUACAUUUAUCAAGCUUAUUUCUAGUCAAAAUUGCAAAAUACAUAUGUAUGUAAAGUAUGUAUAAAAUAGAUUGAUGUCGUUAAUAAUUACGUCGAAUUAUUCAUCAUUGUAUAUAAAUGCAUACGUAUAAAAUAGGGGAAAAAAAAAUAUAAUGUGUUAUAACAAUAAAAAAGUGACAAAUGAAGAAAAGAAGAAAAGAAGAAAAGAAAAAAAAAGAAAAAAAGAUAUUUUCUUUAUACGUAGAAUUUGUAUACAUUGUGACAAUUAUAAAAACAUAGUAUGUUAAUAUAUUAAUAAAAGUAAAUAUCAUCGUGA
This is a messenger RNA of Vespa crabro (European hornet), 4306 nucleotides long. Its product is annotated as serine/threonine-protein kinase 32A. Gene Ontology annotation, molecular function: ATP binding; G protein-coupled receptor kinase activity; G protein-coupled receptor binding. NCBI's taxonomy places the organism in Eukaryota, Metazoa, Arthropoda, Insecta, Hymenoptera, Vespidae. Bases 1619 to 3121 code for a protein of 500 amino acids. The record is from RefSeq and is a predicted model, not a curated record. Gene Ontology annotation, biological process: regulation of signal transduction; G protein-coupled receptor signaling pathway; protein phosphorylation. The transcript has 8 exons.